AUGGCUGAUAACUCCAAAUUUAUUGACUACAUUGAUGAAGCUUUGGAAAAAUCAAAAGAAACGGCACUUUCUCGCUUACUUUUUACAUCUCAGGGGAUUCGUUACCCAGUCACAAUGUGCACCUCAGAAACUUUCCAAGCCUUGGACACCUUUGAAGCCAGAAGCGAUGACAUAGUGCUAGCAUCUUAUCCAAAGUGUGGUUCAAAUUGGCUUCUCCAUAUUGUUAGUGAAUUAAUACUUGCUGUUUCAAAAAAAAAGUAUAAAUAUCCAGAAUUCCCGGUUCUUGAAUGUGGAGACCCAGAAAAAUAUCAGAGAAUGAAACAGUUUCCAUCACCAAGGAUUUUGGCAACUCACCACCAUUAUGACAAACUACCUGGAUCCAUCUUCAAGAAUAAUGCCUAGAUAUUGGUGUUAUUUCGAAACCCUAAAGAUACCGCAGUAUCUUUUUUCCAUUUCCACAAUGAUGUGCCUGAUAUUCCAAGCUAUGGCUCUUGGGAUGAAUUCUUUGGACAGUUCAUGAACGGACAAGUUUCUUGGGGAAGGUAUUUUGAUUUUGCAAUUAAUCGGAACAAACAUAGUGAUGAUGCAAAUGUUAAGUUCAUGUUAUAUGAAGACCCGAAAGAGAAUUUGGCCUUUGGAGUAAAAGAAAUUGCUGAGUUCUUUGGGUUCUCUCUAACUGUGGAGCAAAUAGAAACUAUCUCUGCCCAGAGCACCUUCCAAGCAAUGCAGGCAAGGUCUCAGGAAACACACGGUGCUGUUGGCCCAUUCCUGUUCUGCAAAGGUGAAGUUGGAGAUUGGAAAAAUUUGUUCCGUGAAACUCAGAGCCAGGAAAUGGAUGAGAAAUUCAAAGGGUGCUUAACAGGCACCUCUCUAGGCGCCAAGUUGAAGUAUGAUUCAUAUUGCCAGGCUUGA
This is a messenger RNA of Trichechus manatus latirostris (Florida manatee), 912 nucleotides long. It is a transcript of the gene SULT6B1, whose product is annotated as sulfotransferase family 6B member 1. The transcript has 7 exons. Lineage: Eukaryota; Metazoa; Chordata; Mammalia; Sirenia; Trichechidae. The record is from RefSeq and is a predicted model, not a curated record. Gene Ontology annotation, biological process: sulfation. Gene Ontology annotation, cellular component: cytoplasm. Gene Ontology annotation, molecular function: sulfotransferase activity.